Messenger RNA from Penicillium nucicola, 1506 nucleotides. RefSeq names its product cytochrome P450. NCBI's taxonomy places the organism in Eukaryota, Fungi, Ascomycota, Eurotiomycetes, Eurotiales, Aspergillaceae. The transcript has 5 exons. Gene Ontology annotation, molecular function: monooxygenase activity; iron ion binding; heme binding. The coding region runs from base 1 to 1506 and encodes 501 amino acids. The record is from RefSeq and is a predicted model, not a curated record.
AUGGCCGGUCUAUUGGUAUUGGGAAUAGGUGCUCUGCUCACCUAUUUCCUAGCCAAAAGCAUACAUCGACUGUAUUCCCACCCUCUCAGCAAAAUUCCAGGUCCCAAGCUUGCCGCAAUCUCAACCAUUUAUGAAUUCUAUUUCAAUGUGGUUAAGGGAGGAUCUUUUAUUUGGGAGAUAGAGAGGCUGCACAAAGUAUAUGGGCCCAUCAUUCGUGUCACUCCUAACGAGGUUCAUAUCAAGGAUUCCAACUAUUAUGAUGAGAUAUACGCCUCUAGCAAGCGCAGACGGGAGAAGGAUGCUAUCCUAGUCGCUCAGUUCGACCUCAAGGGGUCGGCAUUUUCAAGUAUCACCCCAGAAGAGCACCGACAGAAGCGCUCAAAUCUGGAAAAGCAUUUCUCAAAACAAUCCGUCAUUAACAUGGAACAUCUGAUUCAUGAGAACAUCGACAAAUUGGAUGAACACUUCAAGCGCGCCUAUGAAUCCCACAAAGCCGUCACCCUCGAUGCUGGCUUCGCUGGGCUAACAUCUGAUGUCAUUCACAAAUAUGCCUAUGGAAUUAACAGUGGAAACCUUGAUCACGAAGAGUUCAACGAAAAAGUCCGAGACGGAAUCAAUGGACUAUUCAAGUUCGGCCAUAUCUCAUACUUCUUCCCGAUCAUCCAAGUCAUCAUGAAGUCGCUUCCAUUGGGGUGGCUUGAAAAGAUUGACGCAUCUGCACAUGCGCUAGUGAGUCAAAAGGCGAUCAUUACCCGCCAGACGAGCGAAUUUCUAGAUGGCAAGCUGUCAGGCUCCAAGCCUCGCCCUAUCUUGGAGAUCAUCGCCGGUUCGGAUAUUCCCGAGCACCUGCGCCAAUUAGAAGGCUUGAACAAUGAUGGAUUCAGUCUCAUUCUCGGUGGCACUGAGACAACUGCUCGGGCACUAACCAUUGCUGCUUUCCGCCUCAUAUCCAAUGACAAUAUUAGAAAGAAGUUGCGAGAGGAGCUGCGGACGGUGAUGCCCACUCCUAAUUCUCGCCCAACAUGGAAUCAGCUUGAACAGCUGCCAUAUCUGUCGGGUGUCGUUUCGGAAAGCUUGCGCUUGUCUACUGGAAUUGCCACUCGCUCCCCACGUAUCGCGCCCACCGAAGCUCUGGUCUACAAGGAUUACACUAUACCUCCCGGGACACGGGUGAGCCAAACCAAUUACUUCGUUCUCACAGACCCCGAGAUUUUCCCUGAUCCGCACGUUUUCGACCCAGAUAGAUGGCUACGCGCUGCUGCAAAGGGAGAGCGACUGGAUAGAUUCAUGGUCCAAUUCUCAAAAGGCACUCGGAAUUGUUUGGGCAUGAAUUUGGCAUAUGCAGAAUUGUUCCUUGUGCUAGCAACAUUUGUUCGUCGCUUUGACAUGGAGCUAUUUGAGACAAGCGAGAAGCAUAUCGCUUUUGUGCGUGACUUUGGAACUCCGUAUCCUGAUGAGGGUAACACCACUGUGCGUGCCAUGGUGACUGGGGUAGUCAAGGAGUAA